This is a messenger RNA of Danaus plexippus (monarch butterfly), 3700 nucleotides long. RefSeq lists its product as uncharacterized. The record is from RefSeq and is a predicted model, not a curated record. The transcript is spliced from 7 exons. NCBI's taxonomy places the organism in Eukaryota, Metazoa, Arthropoda, Insecta, Lepidoptera, Nymphalidae. The coding region runs from base 642 to 2564 and encodes 640 amino acids.
AGACUUGAUUUUCGUAGGUAUGUAUAUCGGUUCCACUGUCCUGAUUGGCCAACAGAGCCUUGUUGGCCGCCAUUUUGAACGAAGCUGAGUCACCAAAAGGUGAAAAAUGUACAUGAAUUAAUGCGCACUCCCCACGAGACUAUACAACGGUAUUGGGCAUUUCCCUCGUGAACACAAAAUUUUGGGUUUCAUGUUCUUUCGUUCGUAGCGUGGAAACAAAAUUUGAUUACUACACGUUGAAAUGUUAUAGAGCGUUCGGAAUAUUUAUUAAGUCAUUUGAAAUAUGCCGGAGAACCAGUAAGGUUAAAAGUUUGAUACGUCAAAACGGAAGUUUACAUCCCGUUUAAAAUCACACGGACCGACAAGUGGAGAUUGAGUGAUUAAAUUAGUUUCUCAAAUUGGUUCACAUAUAUCAAUAAUAUACGCUACUGAUAACAAUCGAAUAACCUCUAAUGUUGUGUGUACAUCGCUAAUCUGACUUUUAAGUGAUUAUUUCGUGUUGUGAAUAUCAUGUUUACCAAUUGUGUUCAGUGGUGUGCAGAUCUUGAAAACACGAUGUAGCCGAGUUAUACAGUGUCAUGUUAAUAUAAAACUCGAGUGUUUCGUGUGUGUUUGAUUAAAAAGUAUUUUCCCGCCUCAAUAUGACGGAAACAGUAAAGAUAAAAACUGAACGGCCAGAUGAAGCCGAGAUCAGGGAACUGGCUGCUAAGAUGGUGGAGGCCAAUAAGGCGAAAGCUUUGGCCGCGUCCGUGGCGGCCGCGCGACCGCAACCCGGCGCGCUGCUGGGAGCUUCCGCACCGGCUGUAGGCGGUCAAAUGGGUAUCUUGAAUUUUCUUACCAGAAAACCGGGAACGACGCAGCCGGCCGCAGAACAGCGGCCAGCGGCUGAUGAUAAGAAAACCCCGGCUCCAGACGAAGCCAGCUGGAAGGGUCACUUCGGUUGGGACAUGCUCGGUAAAUGUCACAUUCCCUACAUAUACCGGUCGGGGGAGAAGUAUGUGGCCGUUCGUAUGGUAGAGAUCAAACUCCUCAACAAAUAUCUUAAUUACCUCCACGCAGACAUAUACUCGUGCACUUGUAUAAGAAGUUACUACAUCACAGAUAUAGAAGCGAGAUUACUCAAUGAGAUCAACAAUAGGCAUUGUGACGGCCAGUUCGGUCGUGAGCCGUUCACCCAGAAGGAUCUGGUGGUCCGGUUGUCAGAUGCAUAUGAGUUCUAUAACUUCCUUGACGUGUGUUACAACAAGCUUCUAAGAGGCACCACCAAUAACAAGGAUAAGUGCGGCUUCAUUAGGAUAAACAAGGAAUCUGUUGUGCCUUACACAGUCAGGGAUAGUCAGAAGUUUGUACCGUUAUUCUAUUUUGAAGGAGAGACUGACAAUUUAAAGUUAAAGGCCGACCAGUUGAAAGGUUGGGACUUAUCAUACUUGAAGUUCUGUUGUAAAGUGCAAGGUAUACGGAAUGAACUGUUUGCGAGUGAGACAUGUUCAGUGAUCAGUUUGACGGACAUCAAAAGUUACUUCCCCCCGGGCACCGAGUUUGAGGAGUACUGGCCUAACAAAGUCGUCGAUUCACAGCUACUGAUAUCCGCUAAAGGUUCCGUGUCUGGUGGCGGUCAGUGGACGCGAGCGCCCCCAGCGCCUCCUCCGGCUGUCGGCGUGGGUAGCAGCGUGUCCCUGACGAGUGUACCUCGGGGGCGGCGCCCUACCCAGCGUCACUCACCAGCCUCGGCAGCUAUGCAGAUGCCGCAUGCUGGGCUCUCAGCGGCCGCUGUGCAAGCCCUCGCCAACGGUUGGAGUCUCCCUGGGUCUCUGACGCAGGCACAAACACAGCAAGUCCUGCGGCUAGCACAGGCACAAGUUGCUGCGCAGGCGCAGGCAGCGGCGCGUUACAACAACGCUGCCAUAGCAGCAGCGGCUGCGGCACUGCCGCAGCACAGGUCGCAACACGCCAGGAACGUGCAGUUUCCGAACAGUGCGAUAACAAUGGCGAUGAGCCAACAGCCGCCGCCGCCGCUGGUGAGGAGCUCCGCCAACACCAACACUAUGAACGCCCCACCCCAAGUGACUGGUUCCAUGAAUGGUCACACUACCUCUCACUCAGUGGACACUCGCAAACGACUCACGCCCAUACCCGAGAUCAGUAUAAGUGGAAACCAUACGCCGUAUAAGGUCCAAAAAGCAUUGGUAGAGAACACAAUGGUUCCGUGUAUCAAUGCUAAACCCUACCAGUACACUGACCUCCUGAUGACCCUGCCUGACCUCGCGAGCCAUUUCUUUCCACGGGUGUCUCUCACAAACUGCAGGGCCAUGUUGGAUGCAUUGGAACUGACGCUUUAUAGACCUAAUUCCACUCAACUACAAGUACUACGCAACUCUGGCAAGUGUAAAACUGCUGCUGCCGGCGAGAACAGCAUGGCGUUGGUUCAGAUCCGUGACGUCAUGCAGCACAUGCCGCAGAUAAAGUACAUGCUGCGGUCAGGACUGGCCAAUGAUGAGCCGCUGCAACCACCUAGGCCGGCCCACGCUCAGCCCAGCCACGCUAAGAGGGCACGGGCCAACUAACACUGGACAGUGGGCUGGCUCUAGCCCCAAUGGAACUGAAUAUGGUCAUUGCUGUAAUGAUAGUGUGUAGCAACAAAGAAACUCAGUGUAUAUUAAUAUGGAAAUUUAUGGACUUUAAAGUGAGUGUUGUUCUACAAGGAAAUGCAGUUAAAAUCUAAACAUCAGUGAGUCAAAGUGGGUUACGGGUCAGAAUUGGCGACAAGUGUAAGGACUAUUAAGUUUGAUUGUUGAUAUAUGAUAGGCAUAAUAAUGCUGUUCUGAAGUGAAUUAGCAAUAAUUCAGUUUCGUUAAAAUGUUUACAUGAAGUGGCUUGAUGUUUAAAAAAUUAAAUUUUUCCAAAGUCAAAGCAUUGUAAGCCUAGACAUAGUUUGACUGUUAAAAUUAUUUCACUAUGUAGGGAUUGUAGGGAAACUUAGUGAACAAAAUUAUUAUUCAAAAUUAAAACUACAUUUAUUUUUAAUUUAUAUUGAAAAAAAUUGUCCCCUCUAAAACUUUGCAUCACAGUAAUCUAAUCGGACUUGGUUAUUCAGAUACUUGUGCAUUAAAUAAUAUAUUAUUUAAUUUCUGUGCAGAAAAUUGUCACAGUAUGACUGAAAUAUACAUGUAUCCUGUGCAGUGUCCAAUAUUGAUGGGGCUUCCGUCUAUACACUAUGGUUCAGUACCGUGGUUGUACGGAGAUACAACCUGAAUUAAUACACUUAUAGUUUUUAGGUAUCAAAAUAUAAGCUAUGUCAAUUUGUAUGUGUUGUACAAAAUUUAAGAUACACGAAAAUAUCCCUGAGAUCUAAUCUAAAUGAUCUAUAUAAACUAUUUAAUAGAAGACUGAGAAUUUUAUUUGUGUAAUUAUUUCUUAGAUCGAAAAUGCUAUUGAUGUUGUUCAAAUGUAGACUUUAGUUGAGUUAUCCGAUCUUCUUGUAUGAAUCAAAUUAUAUGUACAAUAUGUAAAUAAGUAUAGUACUGCAUUAAUGCAAAAAUAUAUAGCUAUACAUAUGAAUGAUUGUAAAAUAUGUUGUCACAUGGCGUGGGCUAAAAGACAUAAAACAUAGGUAAUUUAAAUACGCUUAAAUAAAAACAUCACAAUUAUAUAUAAAAUCCAGUAUUAGAUUUUUAUAAUAUAAAGCUAUCAGAAUCACAAA